Messenger RNA from Tachysurus fulvidraco (yellow catfish), 3300 nucleotides. RefSeq names its product transmembrane protein 267 (gene tmem267). The transcript has 3 exons. The record is from RefSeq and is a predicted model, not a curated record. NCBI's taxonomy places the organism in Eukaryota, Metazoa, Chordata, Actinopteri, Siluriformes, Bagridae. The coding region runs from base 200 to 895 and encodes 231 amino acids.
GGGAUUCUUCUGACCAAUCAGAGCCUGUAAUUCCAGCGCCCCGCCCACGCGCUUUACCGGAGAGAUGUGAGGCGGUUUUGUACUCGCUGUAAACACGACCGAAGCGAGACGGCAGGAGGAAAGUCGCUGGAGCGGUGAGAAUGUUGUGACUCAACGCAGCAGAAGUGGUGUCUGAGCCCCGCUGUGGACGAGGUGGACGAUGCGGGGUUUGCGCUCCAGGUCUGACUCCAUGGCUGAACCACUGAACUCGGCCGUGGAGACGGAGAAGGCUCAGGCGCUGCUCCAGACGUUCAGCACAGCAUCUCUGCUGGCCAGCGCUGGACUCGGAGUCUUCUGCCUCCUAGCUGACAUCGUUCUGAGCUCACCAUUUAUCCAGCAGCACACGUGGCUCAGGGCCGUGCUGGACAACUCAGUCCAUGCCGUGAUCGCACUGUGGUCUUGGGCCAUCGUCAUUGGCCUGAGGAAAAAGAGCGACUUUUAUGAAGUGUUACUGGCUGGUUUUCUCGCCUCUGCCGUCGACUUGGACCACUUCUACAUGGCCAGAUCACUGUCACUUCAAGCAGCAUUGAACCUGCCCCGGCGUCCUCCGCUGCACUGCUCCACGCUGGUCCCAGUGUUCUGCUUCUCACUGCGCCUGCUCAUGUGGGCGUGCAGGCUGAAGGACUCCUGGUGUUCACUGCCCUGGCUGCUCUUCGUCUCUCUGGCUUCACACCACAUAAGGGACGGAGUGCGUCACGGCUUGUGGCUGUGGCCUUUUGCCAACACGCCGCCAAUCUCCUACUGGCUGUACGUCACCAUCACGGCAACCCUCCCACACCUCUGUUCUGUGCUCAUGUACCUGACCGGCACCAGAGACAUGAUCUCUACCAAGCAUGGCGUGGCCAUCGAUGUCUGAUCUGACAGCUUAACAAUCUAUGAUGUGCGAUAAAGAAUUACUGUACUUCGAUUCCUCGCGAAGGAAACGUUUGCACUGCAGUCGUGUGACCUGAACGUCUGGAUUUCAGCAGCGCCUCAGUUACAUCUGCAAGUCCUUCUUGUCCCUUUAUGUAAUUUAACCAGCUCAUCAGGUGUCACUUUGCUAUCAGGGUUUACUAACUGCUUGAAUGCGAACUGGAAUAUUUAAGCUAUUUAUAAUAACAAAAGAGACAAAAGCUCUCUUUUUAAAGGAAUCUUUGCCAUACCAAGCCCACUUGUCUGUGAUAUUGUCAUCACGAUCAUCAUAUUGUUUGAUAUGACUGAUUAGAUUUAGAAAAUAUGCUAGAAAGAAGGUUCUCUUUAAUGGUACAUUUCAGCCCCAAGGUGAAAUUCACAACCAGACUCCUCCAGCUUGCACUAUGCUAACACGCUAAGCUUGCAGCAUUAACCUCUAACCCCAAGCAGAGCUCAAACAACCUACAUGUCUCAGUUGGUUGAACAGAUUUGAGGUAGGGCUAACAUUUCAACACUGUCCCAUGUUCAGGGAAGUACAAAUAAGCUGUAGUAGCCGUCAGGAUAUUGUCAUCUGUGAUCAAAACCUACACACCGCCUGAACAACCUUCUUACUUGAACACAUCAGAUAAUUGAACAAAUUUGCUAUGCUUACAUCUGAACUCUGUUUUGUGCACUAGUAUGGCUUAAAGCUUUAUAAAGAAGAGUUGCUUUAGUUGAAACUGAAUCAUUGAUUGCUUACGGUUCCAAGAUAUAAGGAUGUGAUAGUCUAGUGAGUAAGGUGUUAGUCCACGGAGAUGGGGCCCCUGAGCAAGACCCUUAACUCUCGAUUGCUCAGUUGUAUGGAAAAUGAGAUAAAACGCAAGUCGCUACGGAGAAAGGUGUCUGCACAUUGAAGUUGUUCACCAGUCUGAUCGGAGAGUAUUAGGUGCAGAGCAGGCUGAAGGUAACAACAGCAGGCCGAAGGUAACAAGAAGUUCCCAAUACCGAUUAUACACUUUAUGAGAUAUAAAACAACCAAUAUGAAUACUACUUCUGGAGCUCAUGAGGAUCUGCUGACUUUCAUGUCAGAUUUCUAGCUUUUGACAGACAGCCAAAAUCCUCGCCCAUUCACACACCGGGGGACAUGUGACUGACUGUAUUUUCAAGUAGUCACCACUAUCUGCUGUGAGUUUAUUUUACUCCAUUAUAUAUUUAUUAAUUUAAUUUUGUUUAAUGUUCUUGUACUCUUAUUGUGUCAAAGCUUAUUCUCUUGUGAAUCUGAGCCUCAUGGCCAGAAAAGUCCUGUGGUGUAGGUUGUGAGUGGAGCACAAAUACAGCCAUAUUUGCAUAAAUAUAUAUAUAAAAAAAAAGGCUCAUAAACCGUGAUAGGCAUGAUGUGAAGGUUACAAUACUAGGGUACAUUUUUAUUAGACAGUGCUUGAUAAUCAAUGCUUUGUUUCAAAUCCAGUUUGCUGUGACCUAAAGCCGAACCAAGUGUAUUUCCAGACCACAUAGCUCAUCUACACGAGUCUACAGAACUGGCAAACUGGGUCUGUGGAUUAGGAGUUGCAAAAUGCUUGUGUUCACUUUAUCCCUUUCACAUACCACAAAUCCCCAUCAACACUAGUCAAGUUCAUAUUUAAGGCAUUAUCCGAGAUGACAAACCAGCAAUCAGUGAGAUGAGGACAGCAUUAAAGAAAAGAUAAACCCAGGCGAAGGCUAUAGGAUGUUCACUAUUUGUGUAAAUAAUUAGGUACACUGUUACUUAAUAGGAAAAUAAGUGGAAAAAAAAUAUUAAUCCCAUUCUUUAAAGAGACUUUAAGAAACUCGACCAAACGACCACUUUAUUGUGUCUGAUUCAUAUAAGUUUGUGUUCUAUAUGUUUCUUGUUCUAGUUAUCAUUGUAUUCAUUAUAAACCAUGUGAAAAUACUCUCUGUUCUCAGCAGUGCACAUUCUGCUGAAUGAAAACAGGGCUGGAUAUUUCUGCCUCACUGCGCUACUCAUCGCAGAACCCAGGAAUCAAGACUUAAAGCGAUUAUUUCCCUCAGAUACGGACAGAAACAAGAACUUAGCAGAUUCAAGCGUCGAGUUUGUCCAGCAGGGAGCAUCAGUGCACUACAAAAUCUGUUUGCGUACUGUUCUUUUGCCACUGUGUGACUACAGAUGGUUUCAUUUUGCACUUUUUAUUUAUGAAUUGUGUUAACGUGGUUUUUGUUUUGUUAUUUUGUUAAUCUCCCGCUUAAAUAAUUGUACUAAUUUAUUACGGACGAAGGGCACGUUCUCUCCAGCCGAUCACUGCACAGUCAGGAGGACAGAGAUUCAUGUGCACUUUUGGUUUGGUGAACACUGUGCCAGGUUUAUUUCAGGAUAAUAAAGUUGAUGAAAUUCCA